AUGUACCAGAAGAAAAAGUCCUCAGUGAUAAGGGAGAGUAUCGUAAGGAAAUAUCAGGAGAUCCAGACUGUCCUGGAUGAGGACCUGAGGGUUACACUCUCCCAUCUGGAGAUGGAGGAGCGAGCUGCUGUCUCUGCCUUGGAUGGGCUCAUGGAGAGGAACUGUUCUCUGAUUCAAGAUAUAGAACAGGACCUGGCCAGACUCACUUUGGCACUGGACCACACCGACACAGAGCCUGAUACAAUGGAAGACAUGGAGUCAGGGGACAGAGUGAUGGAUGUGCUAAACAGAACAGACCCAAGCAGUGUAACUCUGGAUGAAGCUAAAGCUGAGCAGAUCCUCAGCCUCACCAACAACAUGCUUCUGCUUAUCUGCUCACAGACCCCUAUAAUCAAGAAACUUAUGAAGAGCUAUUCUAGCGAGGUGUGCCUGGAUCCAGAGACGGCGCACCCAAAGCUGGUCAUCUCCUCCCAGGGUGACAGCGCCACCUACACAGACACCUGGCAGCAACUCCCUGACGUCCCUGGACGCUUUGACACCACCCUUAAUGUCAUCAGCAUGCACGGCUUCACCUUUGGUCGUCAUUACUGGGAGAUAGAUGUGACUGGGAAGACUUACUGGGAGCUUGGUGUUACGUACCCCACCAUUCCACGCAAAGGCACAACUGAGGACUGCUGGCUGGGCCGAGGAGCUGAGUCCUGGUGUGUGGAGUUCUUUGAUGGGGAGUAUACAGCCUGGCAUGGAGGGGUGCCACAUCAGUUACCUUUCACAAAACGUUUCUGCCAGAUCGGCGUGUUGUGUAGUUUCCCUGCAGGAUUGGUGACUUUUCUUGAGGCAGAAAAAAUGACACCCCUGUUUUCUUUCUGUGCGGGAACCUUCUCAGACUGCCUCCACCUGGCCCUGUGUCCUGGUCAUGACCACAAUGGCAACAAUGCAAAACCUAUUGUAAUUUGUAAUGCUUCAUCUCCAACCUCUGACCCUGGAUUAGUGGCUCCACUGAAGAGCUUUUAG
Stegastes partitus (bicolor damselfish) is the source of this 1011-nucleotide messenger RNA. Its product is annotated as probable E3 ubiquitin-protein ligase TRIML1. Bases 1 to 1011 code for a protein of 336 amino acids. The record is from RefSeq and is a predicted model, not a curated record. Gene Ontology annotation, molecular function: protein binding. Lineage: Eukaryota; Metazoa; Chordata; Actinopteri; Pomacentridae. The transcript is spliced from 5 exons.